CUCUUUUUUUCUCAAAAUAAAAUUUUAAGGUGUUAUUCUAAAGUCACAUAAACUCUUGUUUAUUCAUGUGUUUUAUCAAUUAGUUGAUAAAAUAAUAUUAUCAUAUUAUGAAUAGAGGUGACCGGUGGUUUUGGGUUGGGCAGUCUCAUGGACAAUACACAGUGAAGGAUGCCUAUCGUAAAUUCAUGGGUGAGGCAGAUUUUGUACUUGGUUUCUCAAACUGGGGACGGCUUUGGAAGAUCUUGGUGGCCAUGAAGGUGAAGGUUUGCUUAUGGCGUGCUCUUCGAGACCGGGGAGUCACUUGAACAUGUCUUUCUCCAGUGCCGAUUAGCAGAUAGAGUGUGGAGGAGUCUGCAUAUUGGAGGAGACAGAAAUCUAACUUUUGGGGCAUGGUUCCAACGGCAGUGUGAGAUUUGUUCACUUGAAGGUCUACAGGUUGUGGCAUGGACUAUUUGGGCGCUCUGGAAAACUUGAAAUACCGCUGUCUGGGAGCAGCGUGUGGUAAUGCCGCAGGCUGUGGUUCGGAUGAUUCACUCCAUGGUGGCAGGAUGGAGAAAUAGGUUUGAUGCUACUGGACAGGAGGGAGCCGUUCUUCCCCUUCAUAUUCGUCGGCCAGGUGUGUUGCAAUGCUUUGUGGAUGCAAGCCUUUUCCCGCGGACUGGACGUGUUGGCUUUGGUGGAAUUCUACUUAGUCCCGAGGGUCAAUUCCGGGCAGCGUGUAACGGACCUCUUUGCUGCGUUCAAGAUCCACUGGUGGCUGAAGCUUUGGCAUGUCGUGAAGUACUUUUGUGGCUUAGACGGCGUGGUGUGCGUGAGGUCGAGCUCUAUUCGGAUUGUCUUAGCGUGGUGCAAUUGCUAUGUCAAGAGAAAAAAGAAAGAAAGAGAACUCCUUCAAGCCUUAAAUUCCUCCGAUCUCCGGCACUAAUUGGCGUGCUCAGGACUAGCCCUAGCUCGGAACCCAUGGCGACUCUCGACUCCGAUAUCAAUAUGGUUCCGGCCGACAAGGAGUCCACCGGCGGCGAUCCAUCUUCUUCGGUGGCAUCGGCUUCGUCUUCAACGAAGAAAGUCAAGAAAUUCGAGAUCAAAAAGUGGAACGCUGUUGCUCUCUGGGCUUGGGAUAUUGUGGUGGACAACUGUGCUAUUUGCAGGAACCAUAUCAUGGAUCUUUGUAUCGAGUGUCAAGCUAAUCAAGCCAGUGCCACAAGUGAGGAGUGUACAGUUGCUUGGGGGGUUUGCAACCAUGCAUUCCACUUCCACUGCAUUAGCCGUUGGCUCAAGACUCGUCAAGUGUGCCCCUUGGACAAUAGCGAAUGGGAGUUUCAGAAGUAUGGGCACUAAGGCCAUUUGUCGUAGCGAGGUGAGUGUUGCUGGGGUGGAAAAAGCACCUAAACGAAAAGCCCUUAUUUCUGUUUGUGCAAUCAUGGAACAGAUGAUUUUAUUCUGAUUGUGCUGAAUGUUUGUUUGCCAUAAAUUUAUAGUCCAUUUGAUUGCUCAUAGUAUAGUGAGUUCUUGAGUUAAACAAACAUGCCCAGUGUGUGUGCUCCAUGGUGUUUGUAUUUUCAAGCAUUUCCUUCAUUUAGUUCUUAGAAUUUAAUGCAGAUCUUCACUCACACUAGCAUUUCCCUCCCAAUCUAGAGUUUUU
Molecule: messenger RNA, 1642 nt
Organism: Cuscuta campestris
Lineage: Eukaryota; Viridiplantae; Streptophyta; Magnoliopsida; Solanales; Convolvulaceae
Source: the annotation of a GenBank genome assembly